ACGAAACGUACCGCGGUGCAGCGAUGUUAUUAUUCCUACCUCUCCUUCGUGUGGCUAGCAGCUGUAGCUAGCUAGCUUUAUUGUUCAUUUUCCUCAGCACGCAAGGUUCAUAAAACAUGGAUUCGUUGGCUCAUAUGUUAACGGACCCCUUGGACUCAGGAAUGGACACUGAUGGCUGUGUAAUGGAGGAGUGCAUGUUGGGGAACUGCAGAGUUCGUAUUCCAGAAGAUUUUCUGGAGGAUCCAGAGAUUUUCUUUUCUGUGAUAAGUGAAAGUACAUGGUCUGAGGUUCUGACAGAUGCCCAGAGACAACACCUUCGUCAGCUCCUACCUCACUUUCCAGAGAACAACAUUUCAGAGCAAGACAGGGUCAUCAGCGACCUCUUCAACAACCAGAACUUCUGCUUUGGCAACCCUCUGCAUCUUGCCCAAAAACUUUUCAGAGAUGGCUACUUUAACCCAGAGGUGGUUAAGUAUAGGCAACUUUGUGCAAAGUCCCAGAGAAAAAGACACAUCUACUCCCUCCAGCAGUACUACCACAAAUUGCUCAAGCAAAUUCUUGUCUCCAGAAAGGAGUUACUGGAUCUGGCUGUUCGCAGUGGUCCUGAGCUGUCUGUGAAACGGCGCUAUACUGUCCCCUCCCACAAGGAGGUGCAAGAGCAGCGUGUCAGGCACAGAGUGGGUCGAAUACUGCGGGAAGUGAAAACCGAGUGUGGGGAUAGCAACUUGUCCUCUGAUGACGAUGACACAACGUCUUGGUUGCCAGUGCCUCCGUCCCCCUCUUCCCCAACGCCAACAAUCUCUCUUAGGGUUCUGCCGAGCCUCUCUACCCACGACAUGAAAACCAGAGAUAAGACAGAACUGGGAGAGAAAGACUUGAAAGCCAUGCUGAGAAGACACAGAGAGAAGAGGAAACAACAUCCAGAUCAUCCCGAUUUGAUGACGUCUGACCUCCAACUUGGUGAUAUUAUGUCGCGUGUAAAUAUAGGCAGAAAAGGAUCAGUUAUGGCUUUAUCUGACCUGGCUUUGCCUAAAAAGAAGAUGAGAGAAGAGAAGAGGAAGCGGAAAAUGAGGCCUAUUAAAUCAGAGUCCGAGGAUGGCUGUGAUGGUCAGACCCCUGCAGCCUCCAUGGCUACCACCCUGUCUGACAGUGCAGCUGCUAGCCUACAGAGUGUUAAGGAAGAACCCAUGGAAGAGAUCCAGAACAGCCCUGACAUAGUGGAGGAAAUCGCCAUUAGCUUCUUUAAUCUGCUGGAAAACAUCUUUAGACAGGAGUGCCUGGCAUCAUCUUCCCUGAUAGAGGAGAAGGUGCAGCAGUGGCAGGCCUCUCCUGCCAGUGCCCUCAAUCCCUGGUUUUCUAUGGCCCCCUGUUGGUCAGAGCUGGUAGUGCCUGCUUUGCAGUUCUUAGCUGGAGAAAAUAAAUCUGGCUCCAUGGCUCAGCCGAGUGGCUUCACUCCGUAUGUUGAAUUCAGAGAACAUACCCAGCAGUGGAAAUGGAUUGGUCCCUGUCAGGAUGCAGAGAAGGAUCUUAGUGCACUUUGCCUUCUUUGGCUGGAGUCGAAGGACCAUGUGGUAGUCAAACAGGAAGGAGAAGAAGCAGCUGAGUUGACUCCUCCAGCUCCUAGAGUGUGGACUGAUUAUGUGGUGAGGCCCAGCACAGAAGAGGAGCGGCAUGUCUUUCAAGAGCAGGAGCAGCAGCGCUAUGACCAGCCUCACAAAGCCUUCACCUUCCGCAUGCAUGGCUUUGAGUCUGUGGUGGGGCCUGUCAAAGGAGUGUUUGAUAAGGAGACGUCCCUCAACAAAGCCCGCGAGCACUCUCUACUGCGCUCUGACCGACCAGCUUAUGUCACCAUCCUCUCCCUGGUGCGGGAUGCAGCUGCCAGGCUGCCUAAUGGAGAGGGAACCCGAGCUGAAAUCUGCGAGCUGCUGAAGGAUUCCCAGUUCCUGGCCCCUGACGUCACCAGUGCACAGGUGAACACAGUUGUGAGCGGGGCUCUGGACCGCCUCCACUAUGAGAAAGACCCGUGUGUGAAGUAUGACAUUGGCCGCAAGCUGUGGAUUUACCUACACAGGGACCGGAGUCAAGAGGAGUUUGAGAGGAUUCACCAGGCUCAGGCAGCUGCUGCCAAGGCACGGAAAGCCCUGCAGCAGAAGCCUAAACCUACCCCCAAACCUAAGUCUGACAACAAGGAAACAAGUGGUAAGAGUGGUGCUACAGAGGGCCAGUGUUCUGUACCUGAGGGCCCUUCUACACCUGUUGUCAGCUUACCCCAGCCUCCUAGUACCCCAACACCAAGCACCCCGGGAACACCAAAAUCCCCACUACCACCCACUGUGGCAACACCUACAAAAGCAGGUGUACCAGAUCCUGUCAAGACCAGCCCCAGUGUUCUGCUGGUGUCUCCUCCCUCCAUGCCUCAGCUGGGCACUCUGCUCUCUGCCAGUCAGGUUGCCCCUCAGGCUUCUCAGCAGGCCUCAGUGCCGCCUGCAACUCGAGUAGUGGCUCACUCUGCUACAGCAGGCUCUUUGCCUCAGGUCCGUGUGGUCACUGCUCAGCCUGGCCUUCCUGCUGCCUCUGCAGGCCAGGCAGCCACACUGGUGCACCAGACGCCCCACCAUAUCAGAGUGCCCGUCACUGUGGCCCACACCAAGGGCAUUGCACAGGCUGUGGUGACCCUGCCUUUGAGGAGCCAGUCUGCAGGAAGUCCUGUCCAGGUGCAAGCUUCGCGAGCUCAGACAAGCCUAUCUGUCCCAGGCCUGGCCUCAGCUGUGGCGGUUACUAAAGCUCAGACCAGCUCUCCCGGAAGCCCUGCUCAAAACACUGCUUCGCCUGCAGUGCUACAGGGGGUCACUAGCCAGAACAUCAUUAAACAGGUUGCCAUUACUGGCCAGCUGGGUGUGAAGGCCCAAAAUGCAACAGGUAUUCCCUUGACUGCCACCAACCUGCGUAUUCAGGGCAAAGAUGUUCUGCGCUUGCCUCCCUCCUCCAUCACCACCGAUGCUAAAGGCCAGACAGUUCUUCGCAUCACUCCAGAAAUGAUGGCCACGCUCAAACUCACCCCAGACAUGCUAGGCAGUGCUACCAGCACUACAGCCAAGGGCAUCUCGGCCACUCUGCAUGUAACCCCACCGCAGGCCUCUCCCCCUGCCACCUCAAAUCCCACCCCACCAGCUGCUGCUGAGGGCCUGGCAGUCAAAGGCUCUUCCUCUCUGGGGCCUCCGGGGGCUGCCACUCUGGUGAAGGUGCACCCCGAGCUGAAGGCCACAUGUGACACAGCUAUCCGCCUCAUGCCCGCACUGGCCGUGACUGUAGCCGACCCCAAAACCCGCACCUUUUCCACAGUCACCUCUUCAGACUCUAAAGCCGGAGGCACUACCAUUCGCAUUGUGCCCAACCUGGGAGUGAUCCCGCAGAAACAGGGCCAGACUGUUCCGGUUAACACCACUACCACGAGCACCAAGCCUGUCACGGCUUCCUCGGGGGCGGCCACAGUCACCAUAGCCACAAGCGGGGUGGCGGGAGCUAAAGGUGUGACACUGGGCCCUGCUGCUGCAGGUUCUCCUCUUUCUCUGGGCACAGCAGCAGCCACAGUCAGGCAGGUGCCUGUCAGCGCUACCUUAGCGGCCACACAACAGGGGAAGCUGCCUGCUAGGAUCACAGUGCCUCUUUCUGUCCUUAGCCAGCCUCUGAAGAGCAAGAGUGUGGUCACUACACCCAUACUGAAAGGCAGCAUCAGUACUAAUAUCAGUAAUCUCGGCAGGAACAUUAUCCUGACAACAAUGCCAGCAGGCACCAGGCUCAUCGCGGGGAACAAGCCUGUCAGCUUCGUCACAGCUCAGCAGCUGCAGCAACUGCAACAGCAGGGCCAAGCCACGCAGGUACGCAUCCAGACCGUCCCAGCCCAACAGCUGCAGCAGCGCUCAGCAGCCAGCUCUCCUAAAUCAACAGUGUCCACUGUGGUGGUGUCCACCACGCCCUCUACCAAAACGGCACCUGACCCACAGUGACGCUGAAGGCCCGUGUGAAGUCAGCCACUGGGGCAUGAGCUGCAGAUCAGGGAAAAACGCUAUGGCUGAAUCACAGUGACAGCACCUUAUCGUGCUGUAGGAAGCCAGUGCUUGCCAGAACUCUGUGAAAGUAUCCACGUGUGAAAUGUUUGGUGUUCAGUGUUGGUUCCCAACUGACAAGGCUGUUUAGGGCAACUUUAUCAAAUCUUCCAAGGCCCUGCUACACAGUAGAACUUAGACUGAGACCUUGUAAGGACUCAAUGUUGUGUAAAAAUGUUGGAAAACCACCAAAAAUGUACUUAAAUGGGAAUUUCACUGAUUUUCAAAAUUUCUACAUAAUUAUGUAAAGAUGUAAACAAAGAUGUUCAGGGUGAUUUGAUGUGAAAUUCUCUAUUGUAGAAAGAGUUAGAAUUGGUCAUAGUGGUUGGAGUUUAAUGCUUCUAAAAGCUCCCUCACAGAAAAUUCUUACAUCUAAGGGCUAUAAAUGUGCUGUAUGUAUGUAUGUAUUGUUUUACAGUAAUUUUGAGGAGGUUUUGGCCUACAACCUAGUUUUUUACAUUCAUGCAUAGCAGAGAGAUAGCGGGUAUUAUAAGGAAAAAUAGUAUCCCAAUAAAACUUAUUUAUAGAUCUACUUUUUUUUUUUUUACCAUUAUCCAUAUUACAUAUGAAAACUUAAGACAUGUAGGUUCACUGGUCAUUUUGGGUAGUAAGUAAAAUGCAUUUGUGUUUCUCCAACACUGCAAAUUCAGGUUUGUAGGUUUCUCUACAACAAACCAUUUCAUAUUCAACCACACUGUAUGACUGUUUACAUCUCAAAGACUGAAUUAUGCAGAAACUUUGAAGAAAAUAUAAUGUUGGACCAUGACUUUCUUUGCUUUUGUUGGUACAUAUGUGACUUUCUAUAGUAAAGAUACCAGAGUGAUAUCAGUGGUCUCCAUCUUGUCUGUUGUGCUGUAUGCAGAGAAGGUUAAAGCAGUUUAUAUGUUUGUGUUCUUUACAUGUUUUUCUCAGAAAGAAAAAGCCUACGUUCUGUGUAGUAUUUGACUGUAUCAUUAUUUCUCACCUUAAAUAAAUAACUGCUGCGAUACCCUUUGGACUAUGUUCAUAAAACAUACAACAGAUAUAAAACAGGGAAAAAAAAUAGAAAGUGGAAAUGUGGAAAGUGUA
Messenger RNA from Colossoma macropomum (tambaqui), 5174 nucleotides. It is a transcript of the gene nfrkb, whose product is annotated as nuclear factor related to kappaB binding protein. Gene Ontology annotation, cellular component: Ino80 complex. Bases 117 to 4007 code for a protein of 1296 amino acids. NCBI's taxonomy places the organism in Eukaryota, Metazoa, Chordata, Actinopteri, Characiformes, Serrasalmidae. The record is from RefSeq and is a predicted model, not a curated record. Gene Ontology annotation, molecular function: protease binding. The transcript is spliced from 26 exons.